AUGGAGGAAGAGAUCCGCGCGGAGUUCGAGAGCAGCGGUUUCUCCAUCGGCGGGGACGCCGCCGAGAUCCUCUCCACGCUGCUGACCUACUGCAUCAACUACAAGAUGAGCCCCGGGGAUCUCGUCUCCAACUGGGAGGUCUACUACCUCAAUAGGCAAUUGGAUGGGUUAAAGCUUGAAAAGUCAUAUCUGGAUGGUUUUCUGUCACACCUGCAAAAUGAAGUGAAAGACAGGAUUGUAAAAGAAGAAACAAGCCUUCACAUCUAUUCUAAUAAUGAUGUUGACAUGCUCUUGAGCAAUACGCACACAGAUGAGGAGGGAUUCCUUGACACGCCAAGCACUAAACAGGAAAAGACCAAUACCAAUGGAGAGUCAUUUAACUCUGAGCUUACUCCAGUGACCACUGGUAGGCCAUCAUCCAGCAGAUUGGCCAAAACAAAUGGCGACCGCAUUACCCCGUUCUCUCAACGAGUAAAUAAAUUUACUCAACAGUGUGUUCUUAAUUCUGAUAAUGUGGCUAGUUUGCCAAGUAAAGACGAGAUUGAAUCAACAGAAGAUGAAAUAAUUCGAAGAGUUCAACCAAGUAAAAGAUGUGCCUUGCAAGUUCAACGCUCACAGCCUGAACCAGGUUGUAGGUUCAUGUAUGACAGAAUAGAAGAUAGAUUUAAUUACUUGGGAGAUAGGAUAAGGAGGUCUGGGAUCUUGUUUUCUGCAUCUGGGCUUUGUGGAGAACCUGCAGAUGCUACCCUUGCUUCAGAGGAGAGCAUGUUUUCAGUUGGCAUGGUAAUCUGUGAUGGGGAAGGCCGUCUAAAUGAAAAAUCCAUCUUGCUACAGGGCAGUGUUGAGCACUCCAGGGGGCAGCGUGUACGCCUAGACUUGAAGGAACUAGACCAGUUUUCCUUGUUUCCUGGGCAGGUCGUUGGCAUUCAAGGCCACAAUCCUAGUGGGCAUUGUUUUGUUGUGUCAAAGUUGAUCGAUUCAAUACCGAACUCUUCGGAUGCUCAACUGCCUCAUGCUAAGAAACAAGCUGUUGACAGUGAAAGCCACCAAAGUUCUGACAUUCUAUCAAGAGUGCUGUCAUCGGUCAUUGCAGCAGGUCCUUAUACAACAACUGAUAAUUUGUUGUUUGAGCCUUUGCAAGAAUUGCUAUCUUAUGCCUCUCGUAAGCAGCCUCAGCUUCUCAUAUUGAUGGGACCCUUUAUUGACUCUGAUCAUCCUGAAAUAAAAAAGGGAACUGUUGACCAGAGUUUUCAAGACAUAUUUCUUUUUGAAAUCAUGAGAAAGAUUCAAGACUUCACCCAGUAUUUGGGGCACAAUGUUCGUGUGAUUCUUGUUCCAUCCGUACGUGAUGCGCACCAUGACUUUGUUUUUCCUCAGCCUGCAUUUGACUUGAAUUUGCCCGAAGACAUCACACACCAGAUUAGCUGCCUGGCUAAUCCAAGCCUAUUCAGUUGUAAUGAGAUACAAUUUGGAUGCUGUACAAUGGAUAUCCUGAAACAUCUGAGCGGUGAAGAAAUUUCUCGCAAGCCACCUGGUGGAAAGCCUGGUGACAGAAUUGGUAGAAUUUGCGCACACAUAUUGAAGCAACAAAGCUAUUACCCUCUAUAUCCUCCUCCUGCUGGUGUACCCUUGGACUUCUCACUCGCUAGCGGAGCAUUGGAGAUCUCAUCAGCUCCUGAUGUUCUCCUACUUCCGUCCGACCUUGCUCCAUUUGUGAAGGUGCUUUCUCUUGAUGAAAGUAGUGAAGAACCUAAGCAUUUUAUUUGUGUGAACCCUGGGAGAUUAGCGAAGGGUAUUGGUGGAGGCACAUUUGUAGAGCUUAACUACAACGAGGACACAGACAAGACAAGUGCCUCCAUUAUUCGCAUCUAGUUUUACCAAGGCAGUAAUGUAUCAGCUGAUGGAAAUUAGGAGAGUUUCAUUUCUUGUCAGUGGAGGGUCGAAAUGCUUCAUGUCUCUUGUGGUAAGCUUGUCCUUGACCACUCGAUAAUUGAUGUCAUUUGCUGUAAUUAUUCUUGGGGUGGUGUAUGGUAAAAUUUUCUGCUAACAAAGUGAUUUGAUCUUACCGUGAACUAGCUGUUCUAAUCUUUUUCAACAUCCCAUUGUGUAUCAGAAUCAGAAAACUAGUUAAUCAAUUAACCUAGUAUCAAAUACAGCAUCAUGUGUU
Messenger RNA from Oryza brachyantha (malo sina), 2167 nucleotides. Its product is annotated as DNA polymerase alpha subunit B. NCBI's taxonomy places the organism in Eukaryota, Viridiplantae, Streptophyta, Magnoliopsida, Poales, Poaceae. Gene Ontology annotation, cellular component: alpha DNA polymerase:primase complex. Bases 1 to 1872 code for a protein of 623 amino acids. Gene Ontology annotation, biological process: DNA replication initiation; DNA replication. The record is from RefSeq and is a predicted model, not a curated record. Gene Ontology annotation, molecular function: DNA binding. The transcript is spliced from 16 exons.